This is a messenger RNA of Musca domestica (house fly), 4488 nucleotides long. RefSeq names its product serine/threonine-protein kinase Tao (gene Tao). NCBI's taxonomy places the organism in Eukaryota, Metazoa, Arthropoda, Insecta, Diptera, Muscidae. Bases 693 to 3776 code for a protein of 1027 amino acids. Gene Ontology annotation, molecular function: ATP binding; protein kinase activity. The record is from RefSeq and is a predicted model, not a curated record. Gene Ontology annotation, biological process: protein phosphorylation. The transcript is spliced from 13 exons.
GAUUCGUGAGUCGCCAUUUCAUUUGUCCAUUUGUGUUGUGUGUGUUCAAAUUAAUUACAUAUUUUAAUAAAAUAAAAUUAAAUUACCAAGUUAAAGGAUACAUAAUUAAUGCAUUUCUGAAUGACGGCUUGUUAUUGCAGUUUGCCUUCGUGUAAAAUGGAUAAAAGUCGUUGAAAGCCAAGACGAGUGCAAAACAAGAUUUAGCCUUAAUUGCACAGAAGAAAAAAAGUUGAAAAUGAUUUGUGAAUCGCCGUCAAUGUGUGCUGAUGAGUAAAGAGAACAAGAAAAUAAUGAAAAAAUAAAAUUUUGUAUAGAUUUUCCACCACCGCAAGAAUUGAAAAUCAUAUUGAAUUGAAUUAAAAUCAAGUAAAAAGUUCGCGAUACAUCAAGAGUGAAAAAAUACGGAAAUCGCGACGUCUAAAAGUCUUCCAAGCUGUGUGUGUCUACAGUGAAAAAAUCGCAUUCGACUCGCUCGCAACAAUAAGAACGAACCCCCCAUCAAUCUACAACACAUCAAAAAUACAUAAGUUUUGUUGUAUCCCAAUAUACAUCAUAAUUCCUAAAUUUGCAAUAUCCCCAAGAAAAAGGGAUUCUAGCUGUUUAAAUUGCAAUGAAAUAAAAUUUCAGAGUUUUUAACAGAAACGGUUUGUUUUCUUGAUAAGAGCCCAAGACAAAAGGGAAUAACAUGAGCCAUGCCUUCGGCACGACCUGGUAGUCUUAAAGAUCCGGAAAUAGCAGAAUUAUUUUACAGACAUGAUCCCGAAAAGAUAUUUGAAGAUUUGCGAGAAAUCGGCCAUGGCUCCUUCGGUGCAGUUUACUAUGCACGAUGUAACCUUAACAAAGAGAUUGUGGCCAUCAAGAAAAUGUCCUAUACGGGCAAACAAAGCUUGGAAAAGUGGCAGGAUAUUCUCAAAGAAAUCAGAUUUCUGCGUCAAUUGAGACAUCCCAACACAAUCGAAUACAAAGGAUGUUAUCUGCGCGAAUCAACGGCAUGGCUUGUCAUGGAGUACUGUGUCGGCUCGGCCUCAGAUAUCAUUGAAGUUCACAAAAAGCCAUUACAUGAAGAUGAAAUUGCCGCCAUAUGUGAUGGUGUACUCAGCGGGCUGAGCUAUUUGCACAGCUUGGGACGCAUACAUCGUGACAUAAAGGCCGGAAAUAUACUGCUCACAGAUUGUGGCGUUGUAAAGCUGGCCGAUUUUGGCAGUGCAGCCAUCAAAUGUCCAGCCAAUAGUUUUGUGGGCACACCAUAUUGGAUGGCGCCCGAAGUCAUUUUGGCCAUGGACGAAGGUCAAUAUGAUGGUAAAGUGGAUGUGUGGUCAUUGGGUAUAACCUGCAUUGAAUUGGCCGAACGGAAACCGCCAUAUUUUAAUAUGAAUGCCAUGUCUGCAUUGUAUCACAUAGCCCAGAAUGAAUCACCUACGUUACCCAAAAAUGAUUGGUCCGAUACGUUUUGCAAUUUUGUUGAUCUGUGUCUCAAAAAGAAUCCCGCAGAAAGACCAUCAUCGACCAAAUUAUUGGGCGAUCCAUAUGUUACAAGACAUCGUUCCGAUACCGUACUACUGGAGUUGAUAGCACGAACGAAAGCCGCAGUUCGAGAAUUGGAUAAUCUCAAUUAUCGUAAAAUGAAGAAAAUUCUUAUGGUUGAUACCUGCGAGACUGAAAGUGCCGUCGGCGAUACGGAUGAUACACAGGAUGAGCAUGCGGGUGGUGAUAGCAGCAAGAGUAAUAGUAUUACGUCGGAGCACUCAAUACAUUCAGUGGGUGUAUCGGCGGCCAGUAGUCAAGUAAGCUCUUCGUCGAAUUCAAUACCACCUGCAAAUCAAAAUCACAUCGGCGGUGGCGGUCCAUAUUCACAACAGCCACAGCAUUUGGGUGCCAUGAAUUAUCAUCAUCCACAUCAUCAGCAGCAACAGCAAAUGCAUUCACAACAACAACAACAGCAGCAGGCAAUAAGCGGAGCUGUUUCGCGCAAUUCAUCACGUCAACGCAACUUGCCGCCAUUGCCUAGCAUUAUGCACAAUAUGAACAAUAAUGUGACACCUACUAAUUCCACGGCUGUGGUACCAGCACCUGUGCCUCACCAACAACACCAGCAGCAGCAGCAGCAACCGCCACAUUCACUAAUGUCCACCAUGUCAAUGGGCAGCGGACCGGGUGGUAUGCCACAGUCGCAACAGCAAACCUGUGGAAACAUGUCGUCCGCCGGUGAUCGUAUGUCUCAAACGUCACAACAACAGCCACCGUUACAGCCACCACGUUAUCUGGGCUUUCCCAUACAAGCCAAUGAGCAUGGUCCUAACAAUUUUGCCACUAUACGCACCACAAGUAUAGUUACUAAACAACAAAAAGAACAUAUGCAGGAAGAGAUGCAUGAGCAAAUGUCUGGAUACAAGCGAAUGCGUCGUGAACAUCAAGCUGCACUUCUCAAACUCGAAGAGAAGUGCAAAGUGGAAAUGGAAGCGCAUAAAAACGCCCUGGAUAAGGAAUAUGACAAUCUGUUGCAUAAUUUCACAAGGGAAUUAGAAAGACUAGAGGCCAAACAUCAGCAAGAUUUGGAAAGACGCAUGAAGCAAACAACAGCUGCCGAAAAGAAAUUACACAAGGAGAUUACUCUGAAACAGGAAUGUGAUCGCAAAACCUAUGACAUGCAACGCAAGAAAGAUUACAAGGCCAACAAGGAACGGUGGAAACGCGAAUUGUCCAUGGACGAAUCAACGCCGAAGCGCCAGAGGGAUUUAACACUGCAAUCACAAAAGGACAGCCUCAAACAGGCCGAGGCCCAAGAAGAACAACGUCUGUUGUCGCUGCAAAAGAAAUACAUUGAGUUGGAAAUGCGCAAAUUCAAGCGAAGGCGUUUAAUAGCGCUGCACGAGCUGGAAGAUCAACUAUUAAGAGACGAAUUGUCUAAGAAACAGCAUCAGCUGGAGCAGGCCCAUGCCAUGUUACUGAAGCAUCAUGAGAAGACACAAGAGCUAGAAUACCGCCAACAAAAAAGUGUCCAUCAUUUGCGCGAAGAACAAAUUAAUAAACAACACGAUACUGAAUUGCAAAAUCAAAAAGAUUACAUGGAGCGAGUUAAAAAAGAUUUAGUGCGCAAACACGCUCUGGAAAUUAGGCAACAUCCUAAGAGUCUAAAGCAAAAAGAAUUGCAAAUACGUAAACAAUUCCGAGAGACGUGUAAAACGCAAACAAAACAAUAUAAACGCUAUAAAGCCCAGAUAUUGCAAACGACGCCAAAGGAGCAACAAAAAGAAGUCAUUAAACAAUUAAAAGAAGAAAAACAUCGUAAGCUAACGCUGCUGGGCGAACAGUAUGAACAAAGUAUUGCUGAUAUGUUCCAAAGUCAAAGUUAUAAACUAGAUGAAAGUCAAGUGAUCGAGUGCCAACGUACCAACGAAAUGUUGGAAUAUGAAUUAGAUGUCUUAACUGCCUAUCAAAAUAAGAACAAGAAACAAGCUCAAGAGCAACGCGAUCGAGAGCGUAGAGAAUUGGAAAAUCGUGUGGCAGUCCGUCGUAGUGUGUUAGAGAAUAAGAUGGAAGCGGAAUUACUACAAUUCAAUCAAGAACGUGCCGAACGAUUGCGAUUGAUGCACGAGAAACAUGUUAAAGAAAUUGAUGCUUUCGAUGAAGAAUCAAUCACUUUAGGUUUCAGCGCUAUGGCAGUUGCCGAAGGAUCACGGGAGGCAUACCCUGAUGAAGAGGGUAGUCUAUCGGGGUCUAUGAUUAGUUUAGCGCAUAGUAAUAGUUCAACAAGUUUUCCGGCUGGCUCCCUAUAGCAUAGAAAUGUUAAUAAUACAAAUGGAUUUCAUCAAAUUAAUAUUUUAAAUAAAGAUAAUGUAAUUAUUGCUAGUAACAUAACAACAACCGCAACAACAAUAACGAGAACAUCCAUGAACUACACCCCUACAACAACUACAAUAGCAAUAGCAACAAACAUAGUUUCAGUGUCAGCAGCAGCAUCUGCCUCAGCUACGGCAUCAGCAUCAUCGACGUCGACAACAGCAACAACAACACCCACAACUUUAACAAAACAUUUUCGCAUUACGACUCAAAGUGGUGAUGAUGAUAAUGAGUGUAACAAUAAAAAGCAAAAGAACAACAACAAGUGCAAGCAGAUUCAACACCAGCAACCAACAAAAGAUGAUAAUAAUGUGGAUGCAACAACUUGAAACAAAUGGUGUACAAAAACAAAUAAACAAACAAUUGCAGCAACAACAAACCACACAACAAUAAUAAUAAUGAAACAGAAUAAUGCCGCUUAUUAAUCAUCAAUGUAAUAUCAUUUAAGAUUUAAAAGUAGUAUGAAGAAGAAUAGUAAAGGAUGAUAAUAGAUAUGAUGAGGAUGAUGAUGAAGAUGAUGUGAUGAUGUUUUGUAAACUAAAUUCAAACUUAUGGAACUCACACACGUACACUCACAUUUCCCCUUAUUAUCCACUCAACUUUACUCCUCCCUAUGCACGUACAUUUACCAAGCCACAAAAAAAAGAA